AUGUUAGGAGGAAUAGAAGAGGCUAAUAAACAUAUUAAUUACAUUUAUUUUAAAAAAAUUGUUAAGGAUUAUAUCGAUCAGCCUUAAAAUUAAAAUCAAUAAUCCUCAAAAUCUAUACUAAACUUGAUUGAAUAAACAUAUAAAAGUUUUUAAGGUACUACACCUUCAGAUUUUGAAAUAUAAUUAUUUGAAAGUUUAAAUUCAGAAGAGUAAGAAUUAUUUACUUAGAUUGUUUCUGAUGAUUAAAAUAAAGUACCUAAAAAAUAUGAAAGUUUAUUUGAUAAAUUCUUAUCUAAAUUAUCAGCUGAUCUUUAAGAUAAAUAUAAAACUUAAAAUUUUACUAAUGUAUAUGAAUUUUAUAAGUACAUAUAAAAAUAAAAAGUUGGAGUAGAAAAAGUUUUAGGUUUUAUUUUUUAAGAAAAACUGAAUUAUUAUGUGAAUCAAUAAUAUCUUCUACUUCAAACAUAAAAGGCUAAAGCAAGAAAAAAUGAUUUAUAAAAUAUAUUAAAUGAAUUAGAGAAGAAUGUAUUAGAUUAAAAAAAAGAUUAUUUUAGUUUUGUAGAAAUCUAAUAUGUGAAAUAUUUUUACAAAAGUAUAAAAUCAAAAAAAUGUUAAUAAAGUCUUUAACAAAGUUUUUCAUUUAGAAGAAAAUUACUAGAAUUUAUAAAACAAGAAAUAAAUGCUGCUUAAACACCAAAAUAAUGGAAGCCAUUUCCUUAAACAAUAUGGAAAGAAAUCUAUUAAGAAUUAUAUUAAAAUUUAAAUGACAUAAUUACUUAAGAAGAUGCAAUUUUAUAAUUUAAAAUAAUCUAAUCAAUAUAAUAAUUAAUGAUUUCAUUUUACCGUUUCAGAUGGAAUUAUUUAUUUUUAUUUUGUGUAAUUAUUGUAGAAGCCAAUUUUAGUGCAGAUGAAUUAGAUAAUAAGAUAAAUAUUGCUUAUGAUAUGAUGACUUCUACAACAAGAAAUAAUUUAAAUAUACCAUUUGGAAAAAUAUUAAGUAUGUAUAAUGAAAAAGCUAAAACUUAAAUUAAUUCUAUAUUUUUAGAAAGAGAAGGAUAAAAUUUGGGUUAUGAUUCAUUGUAUUUUGUUGAGAGUCAAUUAAAGUUUAUUAAUAAUAAACUAAUUAAACUUAUUCUUCAAACAAGUUCUUUUUAAAAUAAAAUCAAAAUUUAUGGAGAAUUAAAACUAUUUGAAUUAAAGUUAAUGAGUGAUUGUAGAGAAAGUUUAAAAAAUUAUAAAAGAGUUUUUGAAUAAUUGUCUGAUUAAAUUUUAGAGGGAGAAAAAGAGGAAAAAGAAUGGAAGUCAAUUUUUUAUAAGAGUUUAACAGUUUCUUAUUAUUAAAAAUGGAUUUCCAUUUAUAAUUAAAAACAAAAUUAUGAAUAAAAUAAUAAUAAAUAAUUUUUUUUAUAUCCUUUUUCUAUUUUGACAUUAAAAUAGGAUUAUUAAAAUAGAUAGUUAGGUUAAUAUUAAGAGAUUUUUGAUAGAGAAGAAAAAAUAUGUAAUAUUUGUAUACAAUUUUUAUAAAGAGAUAUUGAAAAAAUAUGCAGUUAAUCUUAAUAAUUGCAAUAAAUUUAAUAGUAACAAUUAGAAGUUUAUAAGGAACUAAUGUAGAAUUUCAUAGAUAUCUUUCUUAAGGAUAAUCCAUUUAUAGUUUUUUUGCCUUCAUUAUUAAGAGGACUCUAUUAUUUUAAACCAAAAUAUCUAAAUAUAGAAAGGAUAGAAAGAGUAAAAUUUUUAGCUGUUGCUUUUAGAGAUAAGAAUUAAACUGAAAUAAAUAAAUUAUUUGAUAGUCUUAAUAUAUCUAGAGAUUAAAAUAAUUUUGAAUGGUUAUAUAAGAUUUCUUAAUAAGUUUUUAAUUAUUAUCUAUAAUUGAAUAUUCCAGCCAAUGAACAAAUAUAAUUCAAGCCUUUAAAUGAUCCUUUCCCAAAUUUUAAUUCAAUGAAAUCUUUACAAGAUUACAAUACUACUUUAUUUAAUGCUAUAUGUAUAUUUACAAGUAAAUUUUUUUCUAUGGAUAAUAAAUUUCAUAUAAAAAAUGAGGAUGUAAUAAAAGCAGAUUUUUUAAAAAAAGUACACUAAUUAAUGAAUGACAAAACUAUAUUUGAAAGUUAAAAUACAGACUAAUUAAUGGGAUAAAUGAUAUAAAAUUUUUAAGAACUUAAAAAUUACAAAUUAUUAUUAAUUAAAGAAGCUACUUAAAAUGGGGAUUAAAAUUUUAUAAAUAAAUGUAUUGAGCUAUUUUAAAAGUGUUUUUAUAGGAAAUAUCUUGGAUAAGAAAUGUUGGAGUUCAAAAAAAUUAAUAAAAUAUCCUUUAAUGAAGUAGAAAAUACAUAAUUUGUAUAAUAAUUUUUAAAUUCAUCAUAUUCUUAAGAAAUUAAGUAAGUAGAUAUAACAAAUAAAAAAAAAGUAGAUGAGUAUUUCAAAUAAUUGAGUACAGUUCCUUAUUUACAGAUUUAUGAUAAAAUGUAAAAAGACUUUUAAUAAUAAUAAGACAUAUAUCUCAAAGAAUUACUUAAAAGAAACUUAUAAAAAUUUAAAGAAGAAUCAGAUAAGUAUGUCAAUAAACCUUAGUAAUAGGUAGCUUAAGUUAAAUAAUCAAUUCUAUAGAUGUCAAUUGUAAGUAAAAAAUUGUAAUUAAUAAAAAAUGAUUCUAGAUAUAAAGAAUUUUAAGCUGAAGAUUAAUAAGUUUUAGCAUUUUUAAGUGAUUAAUUUAGUUUUUAUAUGAAAAAUUUAUUAGGGAAAGUUAUUUAAUCAGUAUUAAUUUAAAAACCAGGAUAUGAAUUUAAAUUAUACUAAAAUAAAGGUGCAUCUGUUAUAGAUACAUAAUCAACAAAAUAUAAAUAAUAAAUGGAAAUGUAAAAAAAAUAUGGUCCAUAAAAAAAUCUAUUAAUUGAUUAAUCUUUAUUAAUUAAUACUGAAAAUAAACCUUAAUUAACUUAUGAAUUAUGUGAUUAUACUCCAAUAUAAAGAUAAGUGGAAUUUAGGAAUUUUUUAUUAGAAAUAGAACCUCAUUAAGAAGACAAAUUAAAAAAUAAGAUUAGAAAAAAUAAAUGGAAAGAAGAACAUCCAGAACUUGAGGAAAUUCUAAAAAAGAGAAUUAAGAGAGGAGCAGAAUUAUGGAAUUAAGUAUAAGAUUUUCUUUGUAAAAGAGAAAAUAAUGAUUAUACUGGAGAUUCAGAAGAAGAAUCAGAUAAAGUGAAAGAAUAAUAAUAAUAAUAAAUAGAUAAUAUAGAUGAUGAUUAGUUAGAUUUAAAAAUAUAAGAUAUCUAAAGAAAUUCAGAACGUCUUUUAUUAGCUGGAAAGACACAUAUAAAAACAAGGUACAUAUUUAUAAUAAUAUAUUUAGAUUAAAUAAUAUGGAAAGUGAUAAUCCUUUAUUAACUCAAAAAGUGAUUACUGUAAAAACUGUUCAAUUUGUUUUAGAAUAACAUCCAUAUUUUAGUAAAAGUAAAAUAUUAUAUAAAUCUUAUAUCUUAUGA
Messenger RNA from Paramecium pentaurelia, 3479 nucleotides. The record is from the annotation of a GenBank genome assembly. Lineage: Eukaryota; Ciliophora; Oligohymenophorea; Peniculida; Parameciidae.